This is a messenger RNA of Oryza brachyantha (malo sina), 1811 nucleotides long. Its product is annotated as OVARIAN TUMOR DOMAIN-containing deubiquitinating enzyme 1-like. Gene Ontology annotation, molecular function: ubiquitin binding; cysteine-type deubiquitinase activity. Gene Ontology annotation, cellular component: nucleus. Gene Ontology annotation, biological process: protein K48-linked deubiquitination. Bases 70 to 1479 code for a protein of 469 amino acids. NCBI's taxonomy places the organism in Eukaryota, Viridiplantae, Streptophyta, Magnoliopsida, Poales, Poaceae. The record is from RefSeq and is a predicted model, not a curated record. The transcript is spliced from 9 exons.
CACACCCUUCGCCACAUUUCUCCUCCGCCCCCUCGCCUCCGCCGGAUUAGCGAAUCAGCCCCCGCCUCCAUGGCGUCCGCGUCCGGGUCCGGCCCACCAAAAGACGACGAAGGGGUCCAAGGGCGCGAGGGAGGCCGGGGCCGCGGCGCUGCUUCGGUCGAGCCGAGAGGAAAGGAGAAGAUCGGCGAAGGUUCUACGACCAGGGCACCGCCGCUUGAUUUUGAAGAGCUCGCCAAGAAUGUCAGGAUCGCCGACUACCCUCCUCGCGGACCUCGCAUCAGGCGGCGAAGGAGGAAGGCGAAGAAGCCCGACUCCCUGCUAACGAAGUUGCUCAAGAGAAGCAUUCUCGCGUUUCAAAGUGUCAAGAAGAAGCUUUCAGUCAGAAAAGGAAAACAACUGGAUGAAGCAAGCACGCCAAAAUCACCACCUCAUGUGGAUCACAAGAAAAUUCCCAUGGACGAAGCCGUGUAUCAUUAUUAUGGGGACCUCAAUACUGCUAUUCAAAAAUGUAUUGCGCUACCGGCUGCACAAUCUUUUGGCCUUGGGCGUUUGGUCUCUCUUGAUAGUCAUUAUUCAGAACUGAGACCGGUGCAUAGAGAUGGGGAGAGUUUCUACAGGAGCUUCAUAUUUUCUUACCUGGAGCAAAUUGUUGAUAGGGUAGACACACGUGAGGAAGAUCGUCUUCUUGGUGCUGUUAGAGGAUUGGCUAGACGAGCUGAACAUUUUCAGUGGGCCUCGGAAUUUUCCAAAAGACGUGAAGCAUUUCAGAGGCUGAUAGAGAAAAUAAAGGGAUGGAAGCUCAUGUCGGAGGUCCCAACAUCAACACGCAGGGGGGAAUUUCUUCUCGAGUUCUUCAGCAGUUAUGAUACAACAGAUGACAUUUUUGCUUUCCUCAGAUUAGCAGCAGCUAUCUGGAUGUGCUCGCCCGACAACAGAUCGAUGUAUGCAGCAGGUGUAACUGAGCUUGGAAAUCGCAGUCUGGAAGAUUGGUGCUUGACGCAGGUUGUUCCCCCCCGUGUGCACGCGGACAGUGUUACAAUGAACGCCUUGGCGGCCGCACUUCAGGUGGCCAUCCGUGUGGAGACGCCGGAUUUUGGAGGUCGCCAAGAUAUGUACUACAUUUCCCGUGACACUCCCCAGGUGUGCAUGAUGCGCGUGGAAGACCCUCACUAUGACAUCGUCUACCCACUCUCUCCUGAUUCGAUCCACGGAAGGCAUGUGCCGGAAGAGGAAGAAGAAGCGAGCUGGUUCAAAUCAUGCUGCACAGGUGGUGGAGAUUCAGAUCUGCCACGGCCUGCACGACCACGACAGCAACGAGGAGGAGGAGGAGGAGGGGCCAAGAAACAUCGUGAUCCUGAAGCUGGGACUUCUUCGAGUGGAGGGGCAGAGGGAGAUGGUGCUGAGAGUUCAAGGCAAGGGGCAGCGAGAGCGAGGUGGCUCCGCUCCUGCGUUGGCGGUUCCAAGAAGAAGCAGUCUUGAGCUGAUGAAAGCUGAUACUAGUAGCUAGUAGGGUCGAUGAAUAGGCAGGCCACCAUCUGUUGUCUUGAAAACAUUAACCAUUGAUUCAACCUGAAUUGUGAUCUUAAGUAGCUAGGAUCGAUCUUUGACAUGGCUUUGGUGCACAGGAUUUUGUUAUGUGACAGAUAGUAACUGAGAUGAAUCCAGGUUACUUCGGUUUUCGUUUCUGGUCGAUUUACUGUGUGUGGAGUUGAUUGCUGUGCACCCUUUGCCUUCAUCUUGGCUUCCGAGUUUUGAACUUAAAUUGCACUCUAUCUGCCUGGGAUUGGCCUUGGGAAAUAUAUGGGAUAAGC